Anisakis simplex (herring worm) is the source of this 1344-nucleotide messenger RNA. NCBI's taxonomy places the organism in Eukaryota, Metazoa, Nematoda, Chromadorea, Rhabditida, Anisakidae. The record is from the annotation of a GenBank genome assembly.
AUGAAAGUACUGAGACUACGUAUUAUUUUAAUGAGGAAUAUUUCGGUGAUCUGUUUACAGAUUGAUGAAUACUACUAUGGACUUCGAAUAUUUCCUGGUCAAGACCCGGCAAAUGUUUGGGUGGGAUGGGUGACACCAAAGUAUCAUUUUCAUGCGAACAAUUUCAACGCUAGUGAAGCGGUCCGGCGUUGUCGCUUUCAAGAAAUCGAUCAGUAUGGAGGUUCAAUGCAAAGUUUGGAAUACCGUAAUUGCUACAUGAUGAACGCUGCCUCACUGUUGGAAGCUGUGCCUGAUACUGGAAAUGCGAAAGUUUCCGGUAUUUUGAUCGGUUGUAUCAUAGAUACGUCGAUUGGUGAACUGUCAUUUCUGGCGGCUGGACAAGACACUGGAAUCAGAUUCAAAUUGGAACCAGGUGCGAUGCUUUAUCCGGCCGCGUUCGUAGCACCGACAGCUUCGGAGAUUCUACAGUUUGAACUUGGGCGCAUUAGGUACACGUUCCCGUUAUCAUCGGCAAUGUUCAAGUCAACACGCAAGAGUUUAGUACCUUUCUGUCCGCCACGGCUCACCGUCGAGAAACUACAACCGUAUAAUUGGGCGAGAGUACCGAAUGAAUGCCUCCGAACCACAGCACUGAAACUUUCGGAUGUUAGAGGUUGGUCGGUGCUGUGCGAUGAUCCGGUGCGCAUAAUGUCCGUUUAUGUACCAGAAAAAGAUAUGAGUUUCGAUAUUUUGGAGAUGAUCGAGAAACCGAAUUAUUUGCAAUUUCAUCGUCAAACGCUGAAUUUGUACUGUAAACUCGCUGCACACGGCAACCAAAAAGUGGCGCAUAUUCUGUGUGGCCACGUUGACGAAGAUCAAAUCAUGUACGCGAUCAAGAAUCAUUAUCUGUCUGGCCCAAUGCGUCAAGGCUUUCAUGACUUCUUGAUAGCCGUCCAUCUGAAAACGCACGUCGACGCUCGCAUAUCAGCUGCUCAUGAGUACGUUGUUCCGUUGGUGCCCGAACUUACGACGAAGAAUGUCUUCAAUCCGAGUUCAGAAGAUCGUUUCCCACAAAUCUGCGGUAAAUCGGUUUCAAUUCGACCAAUUAUGGUCUGUAGUGAAGUGCAAACAAAGUACGUUCAAUGUGAUAGGGAGAGUGCUGGUGCAUCAUAUGGGCAAACAGGUGAAAGUGUCGAGGUAUCGAAUUUCAGGCCGCUUUUCAAGCUGUUCAAUUCACUUAUGAUAGUUGGCUUGAUUGAAGACGAUGAUUUGCGAUAUGUUAUGAAGCUAAUACAUCCGUCAGCAUUCGAUGAAAACUAUGAACCAGGUCAGUUAGCUAGUCAUGAAGCAAUUGUUCAUGAGUAA